UGGAUGGUCUGGCGAAAACACAAAUUUUAGGAUGGAGGAUUUGAUCAAGGCACAAGGCUCAACAACAGAAUAUAUCGCUGUAGCGUUAUCAGUUUACAGAUUUACUAACGAUAAAACUGUCAUCAAUCUUGGCGAUGGUUUAAAAUCUUCUUGUAACGUCACUCAAACUAUCCAUGCCCUGUCCAAUAAGCGAAGGCGACGGAGAAAUGUCGGAGAGAAUGUGAUAUUUGUAGGACAGAAUCGGAAACUUAUCAAUGAAAAAUCUUACAGUGCAUUCGUCGUGUCAACAACGCCUUGUGGAAAUGAUAUUUGCUUGCGAACGAGUCCGUCAAUAUUAUUGAAAACAAAAUCGUUCGAGUUCAACAUCGUCAGUUUUGUGAUCGGUUUUCUUAUUCCUUUGAUCUUCUACGUAGUCUUUGCCUUAAUCAUAUACAAACAGAUGAAGAAGAUAAAGAAGUUGGAGAAAAAUGCAGAAGCGAAAGGACACAAUUAUGAAACUAUACAAGAAAAAGCAACUUCCUCCAACGACCCAGUUACUCAACCAUCAUAUUCGAACGUGCUAGAAGAAACUGCCGGUUACGAACAAGUUCUACCUGCAACAACUAAGCAAACACAAGUGGAAUCAGCUUACGAAACUUACAACGCCUAAUGAACUCGAGAUAUGCAGUAUCUACUAGAACAUCACAAAAUGGAAGAAAACAUGUUGAAUUUUAUAAAACACUAUGUAAACAUUCGUGUAGGUGUUGAUCGACAUUUCUAUGUUACAGCCGGACCAGGACAUUAUUUGUCUCUAUUCACUUGCUUACUAAGAGUGUAUUGAGCUCCUUGUGCUAUGCCGUAAACAUGUAUUGUCAUACAUUUUUUUAAACGACCUAUUUAGUUCUGUUAAUGCUGCGCUUUCCAUCAUAUUACAAUAAAGAAAAUCAAAAAGCGGUAUUUGAAAAGUUUACCAAUUUUCUAUUGAUCGUUGUUACUUCCACCACAACAACUAAUUUGUGUUUUAUUGUGCUUCCGUGUCUAAUAAAGAGAAAAGAUCGUCAAAAGUUAAUUACAUAAGGACU
Styela clava is the source of this 1061-nucleotide messenger RNA. The record is from RefSeq and is a predicted model, not a curated record. Lineage: Eukaryota; Metazoa; Chordata; Ascidiacea; Stolidobranchia; Styelidae.